UUGAGCUGCUUAGGAAGGGGCUGCUAGCCCGGGUGCGUGUGACUUCUUCCGAAGAAACGGCCGCCACCGCAGCGAUUUUCCAAGCCCCACAGUGUACUCCCCCGGCCUUAGUGAUGGCUCAUGAAGAAAUGGAGUAUAGUCUUCAGAUGCAAGUAGAGCAUCAUGCUGCAGAACUGCCUGCUCCUGCUGAUGUGGCCAGCAGCCCCCUGGGACCGCCCCUGAUCCAGCCUCUAUCCGCUGAAGUGGCCAGCAGCCAAGGGGGACCGCCCCUGAUCCAGCCUCUAUCCGCUGAAGUGGCCCGCAGCCAAGGGGGACCGCCCCUGAUCCAGCCUCUAUCCGCUGAAGUGGCCAGCAGCCAAGGGGGACCGCCACUGUUCCAUCCUGCUCCACAGGUGUCUGUUGACCGGACAGAGGAAGUGGGGCUACUGGGAGAUGGUGUGGGGAACAUUAAUCCAGGAAUUGCAGAGGAGCACGGGCAGGGAUCUGGUGUUAACCGCCCCGUCCAAGUGUCGUCAUUGGACUCCAUGAACAGCUUCAUCAGUGGGCUGCAGAGACUUCACGGCAUGCUGGAAUUCCUGAGGCCCCCUUCAGACAACACUGUGGGGCCACUGAGAGCCAGGAGGACGAGGGGGUCUGCUUCACGCAGGUCAAGACCCGGAGGGUCUCAGAGGACCGACCGUGCCAGGUCCACAGCACCACUGGAUGCUUACUUUCAAGUGAGCCGGACCCAGCCUCAUUUGUCAGUCACCUCUCAGGGUUCAGAGACCAGGAAUCCGGUCUCUGAGGACUUGCAGGUCUCCGAUAGUUCUGAUUCUGACAGCUCCACAGAAUAUGAGGAAGUUGUCCAGGCGGAGGAACCUAGAACUGUUGUAGAAGAGCAAGUAGGAGGUACCUCAACAGAACCAGAAGUUACGAGUAUGCAUGAAGGAGAGACACUCCCCAAACAGUCUCCCCAGAAGACCAAUCCUCUUCUGUCUUUUGUGUCUAUGGAUGAUGAAGAAGGAGACACUUGCACAAUAUGUUUUGAACAUUGGACCAAUGCUGGGGAUCACCGACUCUCAGCAUUACGCUGUGGACACCUCUUUGGGUACAAGUGCAUUUCUAAGUGGCUCAAGGGACAGGCACGAAAAUGUCCUCAGUGCAACAAGAAAGCCAAGCACAGUGACAUCGUGGUUCUUUAUGCCCGAACCCUGAAAGCUCUGGACACAAGUGAACAUGAGCAAAUGAAAAGUUCCUUCCUGAAGGAGCAGAUGCUCAGGAAGCAGGCCGAGUUAGAGUCGGCACAGUGCCGGCUCCAGCUUCAAGUCCUCACGGACGAAUGCGCUAAGCUUCGUAGUCGUGUCCAGGAUUUGCAAAAACUUCUUGUGCAGCAUCGGGAGCAGAUUUCACAGCAGCCGGGGGCCUCCCAGGCCCGCUUCCCGAGCUGCCUGCCCUCCAGCCAGGGCCAGCACAAGUACCAUUCCCAGAAGACCUUCACGGUGUCCCAGACAGGAAACUGCCGAAUCAUGACAUACUGUGAUGCUCUGAGCUGCCUGGUGGUGUCACAGCCUUCUCCUCAGGCCUCCUUCCUUCCAGGCUUUGGUGUUAAGAUGUUGAGUACCGCCGACAUGAAAAGCAGUCAGUACAUUCCCAUACACAGCAAACAGAUCCGUGGACUGGCUUUUAGCAGUCGGCCCAAAGGCCUGCUGCUCUCUGCUUCCCUAGACAGCACUAUAAAACUGACCAGCCUGGAGACAAACACAGUGGUGCAGACUUACAACGCCGGACGUCCUGUCUGGAGCUGCUGUUGGUGUCUUGAUGAAACUAAUCACAUCUAUGCUGGCCUGGUCAAUGGUUCGGUUCUGGUGUAUGACCUUCGAAACACAAGCUGCCAUGUCCAGGAGCUAGUACCCCAGAAAGCCAGAAGACCGCUGGUAUCCCUGUCAUACAUCCCCAGAGCCGCCUCGGCUGCAUUUCCUUAUGGUGGCGUCCUGGCUGGAAACUUGGAGGACGCUUCCUUCUGGGAGCUAAAAACGGGCCCUUCUCAUCGGCCUCAUGUGCUGCCCAUGGAGCCAGGGGGUUGCGUAGACUUUCAGACGGAGAGCAGCACGCGACACUGUCUUGUGACCUACAGGCCUGAUAAGAAUCACAACACUUUACGAAGUGUCCUGAUGGAGAUGUCCUACACGCUGGACGGUGCUGGAGAGCCGGUUUGCUCCUGCCAUCCUGUGCAAACAUUCCUUGGGGGUCCCACAUGCAAACUAUUGACCAAAAGUGCCAUUUUCCAGAACCCAGAGAGUGAUGGCAGCAUCCUGGUGUGUACUGGGGAUGAAGCAUCAAAUUCUGCCCUGCUGUGGGAUGCCGGCAGCGGCUCGUUGCUGCAGGAACUGCAGGCCGAUCAGCCCGUCUUGGACAUCUGCCCGUUUGAGGUGAACCACAGCAGCUACGUGGCUACCUUAACGGAGAAAAUGGUGCGCAUAUAUAGGUGGGAGUGACUGGGUCUGGGACGCGUCGGGCGUGCUGCCGGUGAGAGGUAAAUGUUUGCUAGCACCUACAGCCCUGAGCAAGAUCUCUGCUUAUUACCUGUGGCCUCGAACUUCUGGGAUCAUGGUUCCUUUGGAUGAAUGUGAUUCUAAGACCCCAGGUCACUGAAACACUACAGCUUGUGUAUUUGCAGUGUCCAUCCAAGGAACAAGUGAUUGGUACUCUGUUGACAUUAUCAUUGUCUUGGGCUCAAAGCCUUCACAAAUCUGUUGAGAAUCUGUAUUUCUGAUCAGACAUUCUCCUGGACCGCAGAGAGUACCCUCCCAGCAGUCAUGUAGAAUGAAUAUGCACCAAGUGUUUUCUGGAGGAUAUGACACCCGCCUAAGCGGCCUUGUCACUGGAACUUUACAACUCAGGAAUGAAUGUUAUGUCCCGGGAGAGGCCAACCGGCUGUGUUGCGUGGAUGCAGAAGAGUCUUCAGUUGAACACAAGAGGGCACUAUACAACCUGGUGAAGAAUUCGAUCCAUUUCUGACCUUGCGUGUUGACAGCCUUUCAGUUGCUUGGUCUCAUGCCUGCACAAGUGUGUGGUGGAGCACAUCUGGUCUACUUUGUGGCAGCAACAGCUAUAUUCCGGUGUGCAGUGCUGGGCUGUUGGCAGGCCCGGUGAUGGAGGUGGCUGAUGAGCCAUAGACCCUUUCGGAAUGCUGAGUGCAUUAGGUUCAUCACAUUGUGGGAACCAAGUAAAGAGACCAGUUGUUUGAGCAGUGGGGAAGCCUCGAUUUUUUCUUGCUAUCCAAGGAUCUCAGGAUUGAUUUUAUAUAAGCCAGGGUUCUGAAGACCCCCUCCUCCCUCUUACUAGGAAAAGAUGAGUGACAUGUCACAGCUCUUAUUUUAUUCCCUCCUAGUAAAAGAAGUCAAGGGCAAGGGACUAAGCAAGAGAGGCUUACAAAAGGGAAGCUCCUGAGAUCACUGCUGAAAACAGGAGGUAGAGCCUUCCUCAUGUGAAACUGGUGUUUGACUUCAGCUUCCUCUGAUAAUGCCUUCCUUCCCAGCCUUUUUAAAGAGUCUUGUGAGUGAAGUAGUUGUUCUCAGAAAGAUAAGAGUGUGUGGAGACCUGUGUGGAUUGCAGGGAGGAGCCCGUCAGCUUUUGUUCCAACCAUUGCAAACUUCACUUUUCUCCGGUAGAGGGAAAGGUUCCGUUUGUAUCUGUUUGCUUUGCCUCCGGCUGCUCUGCUAAACCGCAGUCUGCAGUAGAACACGCUUCAAGGUGUGGGCGGUCAGUGCCCUGUUCUUGGAAGCAGGAUGGCCAAGAGUGUGACUUUUUAAAACAAUUAUUCUAGAAACAUUAUUUUUAAAACCGUCCUGACCAAUAACUCCUGAGCUGUUGCCAGCAUUUCUCACCAGCAAAGGGUUAUAGCAAUAGAUUUCCCCAGAGUUUCAAGUUCCAGUUGUGCCUUCUAAAGAUGCCAGUUUCCAGAUGCUGGGAAAGAGCCUCCUUUUCUCAGAGGAGCUAUUCCUUUCAAUAUGCUGAUGAUUGAGAACGAGGGCGCAAGCCCAGAGCAUCAGCGGCAGAAAGGGAUUUGAACCGGAAAGCAGAACUCAUCUGGUUUCCACAGAUCAUCAGAGGAUGCAGUUGGCAGGCCCUGGCUGCCUUUGUAUUUGGCAAGGACAGACCCCGCGGUAGAGUUAGGAUUUGACCAAGGCUGAUGCUCAUUGAAUUCCCCCACACAUAGGAACCAAGGAACUUGCUACCAGGGAAGUUGGGUGGAUCUCGUGUGUUGCCAAUUCUUGCAUUCCUCCAGUAAAUUUGGAUGUUUUAGAGAUAAAUUUAUGUAACUUCAACUGAUUUCUCCAAAGAAAAGACCUUGCCCCCAGCCAUCCUACCCCUGCACCCCUCAGCCUGCAGGAGAUUGCCUCUGUAGUGCCAGGCUCUGCGGUCCUGUGCUGCAGCAGCUCCGCCCCAACAUGUCCCCUCACCCGUGCCUCUAAGGGAGUUUUCCCAUACGAGGGUUUGGAGUUCAGCCUCAAGAUAUCUUUUUGGUGUGUAUCAUUGUACCUGCUUUGACAGACAGGGGAGUGGGAUCUCAGUUCAUGUUCUGUGUUUUAAUGUCUGUAUUUUAUGUUUUAAUGUUAAUAUGAAAAUAAAGCAUUGGCUAUGUGUACCAA
Molecule: messenger RNA, 4631 nt
Organism: Suricata suricatta (meerkat)
Lineage: Eukaryota; Metazoa; Chordata; Mammalia; Carnivora; Herpestidae
Gene: RFWD3
Product: ring finger and WD repeat domain 3
Exons: 13
Coding region: 114-2474 (786 amino acids)
Biological process (GO): protein ubiquitination; double-strand break repair via homologous recombination; interstrand cross-link repair
Cellular component (GO): site of double-strand break; nucleus
Molecular function (GO): ubiquitin protein ligase activity; protein binding
Source: RefSeq, a predicted model, not a curated record